GUACGCCCCUUUAGGCCCUUUAUUUGCUAUUAUUAUUUUGGACCGCAACAAGUGGUUCUGUUCACUCUCAACAUUUGCAGUUUUAUGCUUUCAUUUUAAAAUAAGGUGAAACAUUUUUUAUCAUCCGCAUAUAAUAUGCCCUUGAACUCUAAUCUCGUUGGAAAGUUGUUUGACUCUAUGGAGCUGAAAGAGAAGGUCAGCGCGAAGACGCCCAAUACAUCUGGGGACGAAAAGCUUGAAUGGGUUACUAGAAACGUGACUAAAGUCUAUACCUUGAGGCAAAAAGUUACAUCGAGCUUUGUCAAUGGACAGUGGCUGUGCCCGGAGCCCUUAAAAAAAAGCCCAUGGAUUCAUCAAGAAGCCUCGUUUGCCGAUAAGCCCUACUGGCACAACUACGAAUCCCUGGGCCAGUGGUCAGGCUUGCCUUCUGAGAUCAGAAAGCAACACCUCAGAGAUGUUGCUGAGCUUUUUUCCAAGAGAGGUUCGGAAUUGGUUGAAUUUGAGGAAGCCUUGUAUGCUGCACCAGCCGAGACUCUUUUGAAAGAAGUUUUGCCCUUUUUAGUCGAGUACUGGCAGUACUACAGUGGUUGGGCUGCUUUAGAGGACCCUCAAAACAGGCAGUACUAUGCAUCAGGGAGUGUUGUGAUUGAUGUCCGCCAAUCCAAAUUCCCCCUUCUCGAAGCCAGCUUUGCAGCAGCACCUGCUUUGGCUGCUGGUUGCGUGAUCACUGUAUUGGGUCACAGGAGACUGGAGUCGCUUCUCUAUCUGGCUUCUUUGGCAAAGUUGCCAGCAGGUGUAUUUAAUGUGGUUGUAACUAAUGGGCCAUCAAACCCACCUGAAGCAGUUAUUGGUCGUCCCGUGGCUGUUUUUGGGCCCAUCAAAACUACCAAAGAGAGCGAUGAACUUUUCAACUCAGAGUCCACUUUCUAUUUACGAGGUCGUUCGAAUAUGCUCAUAAUGAGCCAUGCAGACUUUGAAGGUGCAGCCAGGGCCCUCCUUCAUGAAACCACUAAAAGAGCAAAUUUUAGCUUCUGGCCAGUGAGUGAGGUGCUUGUCCAAGAGCACUUGUACCAACCGUUUGUUUCUUACUUUCAAAAAUUGUUCCCAACCGAGCCAAUCAACUCAAAAUCUUGGUCCGACUCUGCAAUCAACAAAGUGCGCAAAUUUGCGAAUGAUGAAGGACUGAAGCUACUGGAAAGCUCGGAAGCUGUGAUCCUAAUUGGCGGUCGAUUUGAAGAACCGAUGUUAUCAGAGUUUGUUGAAGAUGGACCUUAUGUUGUUGGUCUGCUGCCAGUGAGGUCACUGAAUGAGGCAGUAACUAUUGUUAACAGUCGGCCAAGGAUUUUGAGUGCUAGUGUAUGGACCCAAGAUGGACCUCUUGCAUCACAAGCAGCUAGUGGAAUCAAGGCUCCGAUUGUUUGGAUCAACCAACAUGGUAAAUUGCCCAGUCCAUCAAGUGGAAUCGGAUCAACAAUUUACUCUGGAUUUGGACAGUGGGGUGGAAAGAACGGUUUACUGAAUUUCAAACAGUGGAGGCCGACUGUUUGUGACAAAGGGGCCCACCGAUUUGAGUCAAAAUGGUCCGAAAACGCAGAUUCUUCUUUGAGACGAUUAGACAUGUUUGUCAACGGGAAAAUUCUUCAGGCAGCUUCCGCAAAGGUGCUCAUUGGCCGCAAUGAGAAGCCCUUUGCAACAGUUGGUUUGCCUAACAACAAGGAAGUUUCAACUGCUGUUUCUGCUGGUUUAAAAGCAUUCCAGUCUUGGUCAGUCUUUAGCCAACCAUCAAGAGCAGAUGCGCUUGAAAAAUUGGGAACCGCCCUGGCCAAGUCCGAGGUGUCGUAUGCAAAACUUUUGAACGACUUCGGAGUUGAGGGAGACAAGAUUGCUGCUUGUGAAUGCAAGGCAUCUAUACAAGCCCUGACAAAGUGGUGUGCAAAAGCCACAACAAGCCAGGUCCUUGAAGGUCACAUCGAGGGCAAAUGCUCAACUUAUCCUGUGCCCGUUGGAAUAGUUGCUGUGUGUGGGCCAAUUGACAGCCUGAGCGCUUUGAUUUCUCUCAUUACUCCUGCUCUGUUGGCUGGAAAUUGUGUUUUGGUGAGUGCAAGUCCGAGGGACGCUCUGGUUGCCCUGCACCUUGCACAAGUCGGAUCAGCUCUACCAGCUGGAGUUUUGAACGUCGUCGGACCUGGUGCCCAGGCUGAUUUUGCUGCUCAUCCUGAAGUAGGAGCUGUGUGGGUGGGCUUCCGAGAUGUCACCAAGCUGGUAUCCGACCGCCCCAAAAAGGUAUGGAGAGUGGAUUGGGCCUGUCUCGACAACUGCCCCGAUGAGUAUUUCGUGCACAAUUGCACCUCAUGCAAAUCAGUUUUCUCUGCUGAUUAAAUCCUCUCCAAAAUGUCAAUUAUAAAGGUUGAGGGGCAGAAAAUAUUUUUUACUCUUGCUCUUUUGUAGCCCAGUAAUGUAUUGACGUUUUUAUAACAAUUUUAAAACUUUUAAAACCGAGGUGUUUAACACACAAAAAUUGUGCCAUAUUAUGAAGAGUUGUCGCAUUAAAAUGCAGAUCGUUAUUGUUUAUUUUGAAUAAAUUUUAUUUUUCCCACAGUCAAUAAGUAAAAUGUGUGUCAAUUAAGAGAUGCAAUUACAUAAAUCACUAAAAAAAUUCUCCUUUAAUUUUGCCAUCAAGGCAGUAGUAAAUACAAUAUAAAAGAUAAACAUAUUAUAGAGAGUAAAAAAAGUUCUCUCUUUUGUUAGUAAAGGCCAGGCAAAGGCAGCUAUCAAAAUAUUAGGUGGCAGACAGGCCUAAAAUGUUACUUGAAAUGCCCCUCUCUGGAUCACUGAUCGGGAUCUACAAAAAUACCAAAAUCUCAUAAUCAUAAUCUACUAUAAAAAUGAGUAUUAUUUGAGCUCGGUGUCACGGUUUUGAACUCACAAAUCAAUUCUCCAAUGUACGCAGGGUUUGCUUCCCAGUUCUGCUCGAUGUUCCUGAUCAAUCUAGUAAUUCGGUUGGCUAGAUUUGUUCUUUCAACAUUCCCCAUUCGCAGCAUGUUUCCACGCUUCUCCCAAUAGAAAGGGAGAAAGCCGUCCUGCAGGUAUUUUUGGAUGCCUCGAAGCAGCUGU
Neocloeon triangulifer is the source of this 3114-nucleotide messenger RNA. Its product is annotated as aldehyde dehydrogenase family 16 member A1-like. The transcript has 14 exons. The coding region runs from base 136 to 2379 and encodes 747 amino acids. Gene Ontology annotation, molecular function: oxidoreductase activity, acting on the aldehyde or oxo group of donors, NAD or NADP as acceptor. Lineage: Eukaryota; Metazoa; Arthropoda; Insecta; Ephemeroptera; Baetidae. The record is from RefSeq and is a predicted model, not a curated record.